CUUCAUUCCACCAAAAUGGCUCUCACUCGAUCUUCUUUCAUGUCCUUCUUCCUCAUGACUUUGGUAGCAGUUUCAUCUGCUAGUGAUUACUAUAGCCCUGCCACAGAAUACAAGAAACCAUCUUAUUCUCCGGCAUAUACAACUCCUAUUUACACACCAUCACCUGUCUACACACCUUCCCCAGUAUACAAGUCUCCAGAAUACUCACCAUCCCCGGUAUACAAGUCUCCAGAGUACUCGCCGUCCUCGGUAUACAAGUCUCCAGAGUACUCGCCUUCCCCGGUAUACAAGUCUCCAGAGUACUCACCAUCCCCUGUGUACAAGUCACCAGUAUACUCCCCAUCACCGGCUUAUAGCCCAUCACCGGCUUAUAGCCCAUCACCUGUCUACAAGUCACCCAAAUACACUCCAUCGCCAGUCUACAACCCAUCUCCGGUGUACAAGACAUCAAUAUACACCCCUUCUCCGGUGUACGAAACACCAGUUUAUAGCCCAUCCCCUGUUUACAAAUCACCUGUAUACACCGCUUCUCCAGUGUACGAAAUACCAGUUUAUAGCCCAUCCCCCGUUUACAAUUCACCUGUAUACACCCCUUCUCCAGCAUAUAAGACACCAAUUUACAGCCCAUCCCCCAUCUACAAGUCACCUCAAUACACCUCUUCUCCAAUUUACAGCCCAUCUCCCGUCUACAAGUCACCGGAGUACACCCCAUCUCCAAUUUAUAGCCCAUCUCCAGUGUAUAAGUCACCAAUUUACACCCCAACUCAAGUAUAUGAGACACCGGUUUACAGCCCAUCCCCCAUCUAUAAGUCACCUGUAUACUCUCCAUCUCCAGUAUACAAGGCGCCAGUUUACAAUCCAUCUCCAGUGUACAAGUCACCAUUAUACACCCCAUCUCCAGUGUACAAGGCACCAAUAUACACCCCAUCUCCAGUGUAUAAGGAACCAGUUUACAGUCCAUCUCCAGUGUACAAGUCACCAAUAUACACACCAUCUCCAGUGUAUAAGGCACCAGUAUACACCCCAUCUCCAGUGUACAAGGCACCAGUUUACAGUCCAUCUCCAGUAUACAAGUCACCAAUAUACACCCCAUCUCCAGUGUACAAGUCACCAACUUACAGCCCAUCCCCCGUUUACAAGUCACCUGUAUACACACCAUCUCCAAUACAUAAAGCACCAAUUUAUAGCCCAACCCCUGUCUACAAGUCACCUAUAUCUGCACCAGCUCCAGUGUACAAGGCACCAGUUUACAAUCCAUCCCCUGUGUACAAGUCGCCCGAAUACCCCCCAUGUCAAGUGUACAAGUCACCAGAAUACAAGCCAUCUGCAGCAUAUAAGGCACCUACAUACAUUCCAUCGCCCGUGUAUAAGUCACCCGUAUACACCCCAUCUCCAAUAUAUAAGGUACCAGUUUAUAAACCAUCCCCCAUUUACAUGUCGCCCGUAUACACCCCAUCUCCAGUAUACAAGUCCCCAGUUUAUAGCCCAUCCAACAUUUACAAGUCACCCGAAUACACUCCAAUUGCAGGAUACACAACACCAGUAUACAGCCCAUCCCCAAUCUACAAGUCACCGGUGUAUACUCCAUCUCCAAUAUACAAGUCACCCACAUACACUCCAUCUCCAGUAUACAAGUCACCAAUUUACACCCCAUCCCCCAUGUACAAGUCACCUGAAUACACUCCAUCUGCAGUAUACACGACACCAGUUUACAGUCCAUCUCCCGCAUACAUGUCACCUAAAAACAAUCCAUCUCCAGUAUAUAAGUCACCUGAUUACAACCCAUCCCCAAUGUACAAGGCACCAGUGUACACCCCAUCUCCAAUAUACAGUCCAUCCCCCAUGUACAACUCCCCCGCUUACACGCCAACUUACAAGGCUCCUACAUAUUCUCCAAGUCCUUCAUACGGCUAUUAA
Molecule: messenger RNA, 1917 nt
Organism: Beta vulgaris subsp. vulgaris (sugar beet)
Lineage: Eukaryota; Viridiplantae; Streptophyta; Magnoliopsida; Caryophyllales; Amaranthaceae
Product: repetitive proline-rich cell wall protein 2
Exons: 1
Coding region: 16-1917 (633 amino acids)
Source: RefSeq, a predicted model, not a curated record